Messenger RNA from Coprinopsis cinerea okayama7#130, 1742 nucleotides. RefSeq lists its product as hypothetical. Gene Ontology annotation, molecular function: FAD binding; catalytic activity. The transcript is spliced from 9 exons. Bases 69 to 1742 code for a protein of 557 amino acids. Lineage: Eukaryota; Fungi; Basidiomycota; Agaricomycetes; Agaricales; Psathyrellaceae. The record is from RefSeq and is a predicted model, not a curated record.
GCAGAGAGAGAGACUGCUGCUGCUUUACUGUGACGAAGCUUUUACAUUCGUGAUUCUGGAGAGUUAACAUGGCUGAAGUGCCUCGGAAAACGUCUAUUCUCGUCAUUGGUGGCGGGCCUGCGGGGAGCAGUGCUGCCGCCUUGCUUGCUCGUGAGGGGCAUGAAGUUACCCUCCUCGAGAGUGCCAAGUUUCCCAGGUAUCAUAUAGGAGAGUCAAUGCUGCCGUCCUUGGGGAACUACCUGGAUUUCAUUGGCGUGAAAGAGGAGUUUGUGAAGCACGGUUUCUUGGUCAAGCCUGGCGCGUGCUUCAAGUUGGUCCCAAAGCUUCGCGAGAGCUACACGGACUUUCGCGCUCUCGGUCCAGACUACCAGACAUGGAACGUUAUUCGUUCCGAGAUGGAUGAUAUCCUCUUCCGCCACGCUAAGGCCCAAGGAGCUCAGACGUUCGAUGAAACAAGAGUGGAGAACAUCGAGUUCGAAGGGGAUCCCAAGAGUUCUCGUCCCGUGGCUGCCAACUGGACUCGGAAAGAUGGAACCUCGGGGAAGAUUGAGUUCGACUGGCUCAUUGACGCUUCAGGACGGGCGGGUCUCAUGUCGACGAGGUAUCUCAACAACCGGAAGAUGAGGGAGAAUCUGCGGAACGUUGCUGUUUGGGGCUAUUGGAAAGACUGCAAGCGGUAUGGCGAGGGUACCAAGAAGGCCAACUCUGCGUGGUUCGAAGCGUUAACUGACGAGACAGGCUGGGCAUGGGUUAUCCCUCUCCACAAUGGCACGACUUCGAUUGGCAUUGUCAUGCACAUCACCAACUCGAACAAGAAGAAGAGUCAGCUGGGUCCAGACGGGAAGAAGUUGUCACUGACUGAACACUAUCUGGACCAGCUUCAAUACGUCCCAGGUGUUCGCGAACUCAUUGGAGAGAAUGGAAGUUUCAUCCCAGACAGCACCCGUAGCGCAUCAGACUUCAGUUAUUCAGCUAAACGGUACUCGGGAGACCAUUUCCGCAUAAUUGGAGAUGCAGCUAACUUUGUGGACCCGUUCUUCUCCUCUGGGGUCCACAUCGCAAUGACUGGUGGUUUAUCAGCUGCCUUGACUAUCUGUGCGUCUAUCAAGGGGGAGGUAAGCGAGCCUAUGGCCCAGGCAUGGCAUGACGCCAAAGUCGGAAUCUCGCAUACACGAUUCCUUUUUGUCGUUCUGGGAGCCUAUAAGCAAAUGCAUCUGCAGAAAGAACUGGUGUUGGGCGAUGUCAGCGUGGAAAACUUUGACGGUGCAUUCGAGAUGUUCAGACCAGGUGGGCACUCUUCCCUCAUUCAUAUCCUCUACAUGCUGAUACAGAAGCUCUCGCUGCCGAUGAUAGUCAUCUUCGGCUUAGCCGACAGUCAGAAAAAGCUUACGGACGCCACCGUCCGCGAUGUCAUGGAAGUUUGCGAAAGGUACUUUGACCCGUUAGUGGACGAAGAUAAGGUCCUCCAUACCCGGCAGCGAUAUGGGGCGGAGCUCAUGAAAUUCAGCUCGCCACCCCUCGGAAAAGAUAACAUUAUAAAGCUUGUUGGGGACGAUCCUGAUAGUGAGCGCGUUCUGAGAAAAUUUGACGCAAUAAAGAUUUUCAGCGAGGAAGUGGAGGCUGCGUAUAUGGGGAAGAGCGCUGUUCUAGGUUACAGGGCGAGGGUCGAGCGAGGUAAUUUGGGACUGAACAGAAGUCUUCCCGACAAUGAUACCCCUGAUGUGUUAGUUGCAGUUCCAUAG